AUGGACGACUCGCCGCUAAGCCGCGGACCCCUGGGCCCCCUGCUAGGUAGCGGUCCACUGGACCCGUCGUCGGCGGCGGCAGAUUCGGAUGGCUCGGGUGGAUCGUCGUCCGCAGAUUCGGAUAGCUCCGGUGGAUCGUCGUCAUCGGGAUCCCCGCCGUCUCCCUCCAGCCCACAAUCGUCCACGCAGUCGACCCCACCGCCAGGGUCCUCGGACUCGGCGCCGUCGCCGCCCUCGCCGUCUCAGUCACCGCCGCCGGCUACGCCAGCAGGCACCAGCGGGCCGCCCCCGGCUCAAGUCUCGCCGCCGGGGUCAAAUGCCAUCCCGUCUCCGCAGGCUCCGAAGAGCAACGGGGGCGGCGGCGGCGGCGGCUCCUCGGAGAGCGGGGGCGGCUCCAAGGGCGGGGGCGGGUCGAGCGGCCGCGGCAAGGGCGGGAGCAAGCAAGACGAUUCUCCGCCCGUGGAGGCCGUGGUCGUCGGCGUGGUGAUCGGGGUCCUGGUCUUCGCCCUGCUGCUGUGCAUCGCCGCGUGCGUGUGCUGCGCCAGGAGGAAGAAGAAGAAGCCGCCCAUGGCCAUGCCCUUCUACACCGACCAGCAUGGGAACGUGUACUACGCGAACAACAUGCCGAGCCCGUGGCAGCAGAGCGGCGGCCCGGUGGACGGGCACGGCGGCGUGGGGUGGCACCCGCAGUACCCGCUGGGCCAGGGGCCGCUGAGCGAGGAGAUGAUCAUGAGCGGGUCGCAGGGGACGGGGUCGUCGAUGCCCCCGCCGUCGCCGGCCAUCUUCGGGUCGCAGAGCUCGUUCACGUACGAGGAGCUGGCGUCGGCGACGGGCGGCUUCUCCAAGGCGAACCUGCUGGGGCAGGGCGGGUUCGGGUACGUGUACAAGGGCCUGCUGCAGGGCAGCGGCAAGGAGGUGGCGGUGAAGCAGCUCAAGGCCGGCAGCGGGCAGGGCGAGCGCGAGUUCCAGGCGGAGGUGGAGAUCAUCAGCCGCGUCCACCACCGCCACCUCGUCUCCCUCGUCGGCUACUGCAUCGCCGGCGCCUCCCAGCGCCUGCUCGUCUACGAGUUCGUCGCCAACGACACCCUCGAGCGCCACCUCCACGGCAAGGGCCUGCCGGUCAUGGACUGGCCCAAGAGGCUCGCCAUCGCGCUCGGCUCCGCCAAGGGCCUCGCGUACCUGCACGAGGACUGCAAUCCGAGGAUCAUCCACCGUGACAUCAAGGCGGCCAACAUUCUCUUGGAUGAAAAUUUCGAGGCUAAGGUCGCGGAUUUCGGGCUCGCCAAGUUGACGACGGACAACAACACCCACGUCUCCACGCGCGUCAUGGGGACGUUCGGGUAUCUGGCGCCGGAGUACGCGUCCAGCGGCAAGCUGACGGACAAGUCGGACGUCUUCUCCUUCGGCGUGAUGAUGCUGGAGCUCAUCACCGGCCGGCGGCCCGUGGACCCCAGUAACUACAUGGAGGACAGCCUGGUCGACUGGGCGAGGCCGCUCCUGGCGCGCGCGCUGUCGGAGGGCGGCAGCUUCGACGAGGUGGUGGACCAGCGCCUGGAGAAUAAGUACGACCGGCAGGAGAUGGAGCGCAUGGCCGCCAGCGCCGCCGCCGCCGUCCGGCACUCCGCCAAGCGCCGCCCCAAGAUGAAACAGAUCGUUCGCGCGCUGGAGGGCGACGCGUCGCUGGACGACCUGAACGAAGGGAUGAAGCCAGGGCAGAGCAUGAUAUACAGCUCCGACGAGUCCGGCAGCUACGCGGCCAACAUCAACAGGCUGAGGCAGGUCGCGUUCGAGAGUAGCGGGGAGUACACCAACGAGUACAGCGGGACGGGGGAGUCGGGGGAGACGACACAACGGCAUCACUAA
This is a messenger RNA of Triticum turgidum subsp. durum (durum wheat), 1863 nucleotides long. The record is from the annotation of a GenBank genome assembly. Lineage: Eukaryota; Viridiplantae; Streptophyta; Magnoliopsida; Poales; Poaceae.